Messenger RNA from Coffea arabica (coffee), 993 nucleotides. RefSeq lists its product as uncharacterized. The record is from RefSeq and is a predicted model, not a curated record. Lineage: Eukaryota; Viridiplantae; Streptophyta; Magnoliopsida; Gentianales; Rubiaceae.
ACACCUAAGUUCUUUUGAGUUUCAACAAGUGCCUCUAGGAAAGGAAAAAAAAAAAAAAAAAGCUACAAUGAGAUACAACGAAAUUCCUCACUUCAGCCACCCUCAACACAAGCUGAAAUUCGAGUACACAGAAGUCCCAUUCAAGUGCGACGGCUGCAAAGAAGUGGGCAUCGGGUCACGCUACAAAUGCAGCAUCUGCGACUACGAUCUUCACAUGCACUGCGCUCUUCCCUCCUCCUCCAUCACUCAUCCCUUCUACACCAAAUGCUCCUUCCAGUUCCUCCCUCGACCCCCCGGCAACAUCCCCCGCUACUGCAACGCCUGCGAGAAGGACGUGACGGGCUUCGUCUACCACUGCAAGUCCUGCGGAUUCGAUCUCCACCCCUGCUGCGCCAAGCUCCCCAUGGCGCUUGACGACGGUGAAGUUAAGCUAUACCUGUACAGGAAGGUUGGUGCCUCGUGCCACCGGUGCGGGAGGAAAGGGAGGAGCUGGAGCUACCGAUCCACCUGCAAGAAGUAUAAUCUGCACGUUGCGUGCGUGAAGGAGAUGCUGGUGGAAAGUUGGCAUGAAAUAUAUUUUGGGGCAAGAAAUGGGACUAGGAAACUGGAGACUAGGAUUCCCAGCCUGAGAGGUACAUUGCAGAGUUACCACCGCAGAAGCAAAGGUAAGGUGCAGAAAUGUUGCGAGAUUGCUGGUUUGGCUUUGCAGUUUGUUAUCUCGGCCGUUCUUGGGGAUCCUACCACUCUGAUUGCGGGGGUUGUUGGUUCACUUAUAUCAAAAUAGGAUGAAAACUUUAAUUGUUACCGUUUGCUUACUCAGUGAGUGAACUGCUGAUAUUUGUCUGGUUUUACGUCAGAUCGCAGGUCACGUUGUUCGACGAAGAUCACAGUUAUUCUUCUGAUUAAUAUUGCCAAAUUAAUAUCACCAGAUUCAAGUUUAAUAAUAAGAGGAAUAUCAUGCAGCUGUAACUUGAUUUGCUGGUUCUUAAUUUU